AUGGCCUUGGACCGAGAUGAGAAUGCUUCCUCAAGAUCGCAGUCGGAGUCAUCAGACGAUAGUGACAGUCAAGACUCAGACGACAUGCGCACACCUACCACCGAUUCUAAAGGCGAUUUGUCAGCCCGUAAGCCGAACGAUGACAAGGUGAAAAAGGCUGCCAGCAAAGAUCCCAACAGGGUCAAGAGGAAAAAAGCUCGUCGGGCCUGCGAGAAUUGUCAACGUGCUCAUCUGACCUGCAGUGACAAGCGGCCUUGCGAGAGGUGUGGCGACAAGAAGAUUUGCAAGGACGGAAAGAGGAAGAAGGCAAAGUACUUGGCAGAUGCUCCAGACGAGGAUCUAACUCCAGGCCAGGAUCAAGUCAAAGACAGUCACUUUGCCAACUUUCCUAAUGACUGGCAUGGUGGCCCGCCAUUUCCCAGGUCAAGUUUCCCCAGUCCGGGAGUAGGUAGCCUCUAUGCCAGCCAAAACCCAACCUACCCAUUGUUCGUAACGCACGGUCAGCAGAACCAGAUGCCUUUCCAACCCUACUCUAGCCAGCAGAUGUCAAUGGGACAAUCAUAUCCUCUCGGCCCUCAUCAACAACCGAUCUUGCCAGAUUACAGUCGUACUGUGCAGCAGCCAAACACCCUCGGUUUCUCCAAUCCGAAUCAAGACCUCUCUGUCGGUGAAUUCUAUCCCAAUCCGAACACAGAGGAAAACUCUUUUGCGAAUCAAUACGGGUAUGGGGAGUUAGCAUACAUAACUCACCUCACUUCUGGUAUGGCAGACACUCCUCCAAGCGAAAGCACGGGGACUCUCAAUCCUAGUGAUGACGCCAACUUUGUGCCAGGUGUUAAUACCCCAGGCUACGGAUCGGCCGCCCAACCCUACGGCUACCCUCAAGACCAGGUCAUACACAAUUCUCGACCUAGCUCACGAGAAGAAGCCGAUCCUUUCAACUUGAGGGGACAAGACGAGGACUCACUGGAUGGGUUGGUAAAGCAGGAAGAGCCUACUGGCUACCCGAUUGGCGCCUAUAACAACUAUCCCAGUCCAUCAUUUUCCGGGUCCAGUCCGCAAGGUAUGACGGCGGGUAUCGACGAGAGUCCGUCCGUCAAGAGUAUGUACACUAAUAUUAACCCAUCUCGUCAGGCACAGCUCCGAGAAACACUCCGGCCAAUGACCUCUUCGCAGCAACAGCAGAACAGUUCUCAGGCCUCACCCUCAACGCCGACUGUCCAAACGGCAACGAUACCUUCUUCUAUCCAAACUCAGCCUUCGACUUCCAAUCGCCGCCACCGGAAACCCUCAAUGAUCUACAAUGCCGUGACGGAGCCUUAUUCUUACACCAAGGCUUUCCACGAUUUGAUGGCAUUGAUCCGCAAGCGGUUUUCCCCGUCUAAGACGGCUCGGAUUGCCAAGGCACUCGCUUCCAUUCGUCCUUCUUUCAUCUCAUCUCUUACGAAGUUGGAUGACGAUGACCGAGUCUUCAUGGAAAAGUGCCUUCAGCGAACACUACUAGAAUAUGACGAUUUUUUGAGUGCAACCGGCACUCCCACAAUAAUUUGUCGACGCACUGGAGAAGUGGUAGCGGUGGGUGAAGGUUUUAGUGUUCUUACUGGUUGGAGGAAAGCUGUCCUCUUGGGCAGGGAGCCCAACCUCAACGUGAACAAGGGGGGUGACACUUCUGGUCCUUCCGGUAUGGGAACUGCAAUUUCUCGCGAUAACAUCACUCCUCGAGUGUCAGAUAGUUCGAGACCUGAUGCCCUCGACGAAUCUCGGCAGAACCCGGUGUCUAUAGUGGAAUUGUUGGAUGACGAGAGCGCGUGCGAUUUCUUUGAUGACUACUCUCAUUUAGCUUUUGGAGAUUCUAGGGGGAGCGUGACCACACCGUGCAAGCUUUUGAAGUACAAGACAGCGAGGGAUGCUGAGCUUGACAAGACAUUGGACAGCGAAGCUGGAUCACGGCUGAAGCGGCAGAGGGAUGCUACACGGUCUGGAAAAGAUGGGAAUGCCGGUAUGACCCAAAUUGGAGAUGAUGAUGGCAAAGUCGAAUGCAUGCUCUGCUGGUCAGUGAAGCGGGAUGUCUUCGGUAUUCCUAUGUUGUUCGUUAUGAAUGUCCUUCCUUGCAUAUGA
Letharia columbiana is the source of this 2118-nucleotide messenger RNA. RefSeq lists its product as uncharacterized. Gene Ontology annotation, molecular function: DNA-binding transcription factor activity; RNA polymerase II transcription regulatory region sequence-specific DNA binding. Gene Ontology annotation, cellular component: nucleus. The coding region runs from base 1 to 2118 and encodes 705 amino acids. The transcript has 2 exons. The record is from RefSeq and is a predicted model, not a curated record. Gene Ontology annotation, biological process: cellular response to starvation. Lineage: Eukaryota; Fungi; Ascomycota; Lecanoromycetes; Lecanorales; Parmeliaceae.